Molecule: messenger RNA, 1083 nt
Organism: Trichoderma citrinoviride
Lineage: Eukaryota; Fungi; Ascomycota; Sordariomycetes; Hypocreales; Hypocreaceae
Exons: 1
Coding region: 1-1083 (360 amino acids)
Source: RefSeq, a predicted model, not a curated record
AUGCCGCUUGUCAGCACCUGCGAGCUGAGCGACAUCAAGCUCAACGGCCUCGCCCCCCGGUCCUGUGAGCUGUGCCGCAAACGCAAAGAUGGCAUCCAACGCUGUGCCUCGUGCCAAUCCGUCUGGUACUGCUCAAAAGAUUGCCAGGCGGAAGACUGGCCGGAGCACAAGAUUCCCUGUAAACUGAUCAAGAAGGCGCGUCUUCACUACGAGAAGGAGGAGAAGAAGUUGCGUGAGCACCCCGGCGACGUCAUGACGCCGCCCAACUUAUUUGAGGAGCACGCCGGCCACUUCUGGGGCAUCUUUGAGACGCGCGACUACAUGCGGGCGCGCUACAGCAUGGUCGACACAAUGCUCAUGAGCUACGGCACUGCCGGUGGCCCUGUAGACCUGAUCCAGACAUGUCUUGACCAUCUCUUGGACAUGAUGAGACUCUGUCGCGGUGAUAAUAUGGGACUCCGAGAUAUCAUCCCCGCGUUGUACGUUCGACUUGGCCGGGACCAGGACGCCUACGAUUUUGUCAAGUGGUACGCAACCACUGGCGACGAAUCAGACUACGACUGGGGAGACAUGAGCUUGCCAUUCCUCGACACCAAGAACGCGGAUGUGUUUGAGGAGCCCCCCAGCUGCCUGAUGCGCACCACAUUUAUGGACAUGAGCCACGCUGCGGCACUGAUGCUCAUCAAGGUGCGAAUACUGCUCGAUCUGCAGGCCAUACAAAACGCCCGCAUUGCCCUGAAGGGCUCCAUUCCAACAGAGGUCAUUGAGAUGAUUCGGGGACAGCUUGUCGGCAACAUUGUCGGGGCACGGCAGGACAUUCUCCUCGCUCCGCCAGAACAGACGUCGCAGCUGGUCGACAAAAUCAAGAAGCAGAUCCAGGCGCUAUACAAGGCCGUCAAGACGUAUAAUCCGCACUUUUGGAAGCUGCUUGUCAAUGACCCGGAUGCUGGCGUUUUGCGCAGACCUGCACAUGCGUACUCGCCCCGCACAGAGGACGAGGCAUUGUUGGUCCUCGGAUACAACUACGCCGCGUGGUACGAGACGCCGGGAGCGGUGGACAUGCUGAAGAGUCUGGGCAAGUGA